Eruca vesicaria subsp. sativa (arugula) is the source of this 1334-nucleotide messenger RNA. NCBI's taxonomy places the organism in Eukaryota, Viridiplantae, Streptophyta, Magnoliopsida, Brassicales, Brassicaceae. The record is from the annotation of a GenBank genome assembly.
UAAACCCCCUCUGCAUCUUCUCUCUUCUUGUAAAUUAUCUGUCUUUUCUUUUUCCGUUUGCUCUCGAGAGUGUGAGAGAAAGAAACACUAAGUUCCUUGUGGCUUCUUGCAGAUGUCUGAAAACAUGGAGCAUUCUCCGGAGCUGUCACCAUCUCCUCUAAUUCCGUCACUUCCAGACGAUGUCACCGUGGAUAUCGUGGCUCGUGUGCCUAGAAGCCACUACCCGAUACUCUCUCUCGUUUCCAAGAGUUUCAGGAAACUCAUUGCCUCUCCUAAGCUCCACAAGAGGCGAUCUCAGCUAGGCAUCACCCAACACCGUGUCUAUGCUGUCCUCCACAACCCCAAAACGGGUGACUGCCGUUUCUACAUCCUCCACCGCAAAGUCAGCUCGAGAAACCGCUUGGUCAUCGUCCCAUCACUUCCUCCCAUGUCUCUCCGCGGAUGCUUUGUCCCGGUGGGUUCCAAGGUGUAUGUGUUCAACGAUGUUGAUGCCCUCAGCAUUGACUGUACAUCCCACACAUUGCAGCCCAUCCCUGACAUGCCUCUCCGCAUGUCUGCGUCUCCCAUGUCUAGCAAAGUGGCUAAUGUCAUCGACGGGAAGGUUUACCUGAUUGGUGAUUGCGCACUGGUUACGAGCCAUGGGAUGUCGUGGAGUAAAACAGUGAUGGUGCUUGAUACAGAAACGCAGUCGUGGGAGCCGCCGGUGAUGAUAGAACAAUACUUGCGGGUUGGUGCUCUUUGGUCUGAUGCUGUGGUGAUGGAGGAUAAGAUUUUCAUGAAAGGUUUUAGGAAUGACUAUUCCAUUGUUUAUGGACCAAAGGAGAACACGUGGGAGUCGAUGGGCGAGGUGUUGAACUCUAAAAACUGGGUGAGUGCGUGUAUGGUCGAUGAUGUUCUUUACUAUCACGAUUGUUCAGAGAAGGCGUUAAGGGCGUAUGAUCAGAAGCAGAGCCGCUGGAGUGUUGUCAACGGUUUGGAAGAGUUUUUGGCGUCAAAGUGUGCCCUGUCAAAGCGGCCCAAUGUGGUGAAGUGUGGUGAGAAGAAGCUGGCUCUCUUCUUUCCUAAGAAACAUGACGGCAAGGAGGUCUUUUUCUGUGCAGAGAUUGCUUUGGAAAGGCGCCAAGGUGGAGAGAUUUGGGGUAACGUGGAGUCGUGUGAUGUUGUCAUAGAGGACGGGCUGUUUGACAUGGUCCAAUGUGUUGCUGUCACGGUUUGAUGCAAGCAUAAACUCUAAUUAGAUCCUUUGUGUUUUCAUUAUCCUUUUUUUUCUUUUUUUUUUUUUGAACAACCAUUAUCCUUUGUUUUCAUUAGAUCCUUUGUGUUUUCAUUAUCCU